Colossoma macropomum (tambaqui) is the source of this 1171-nucleotide messenger RNA. Its product is annotated as calcium homeostasis modulator protein 5-like. Gene Ontology annotation, molecular function: monoatomic cation channel activity. The transcript has 3 exons. The record is from RefSeq and is a predicted model, not a curated record. Bases 113 to 754 code for a protein of 213 amino acids. Lineage: Eukaryota; Metazoa; Chordata; Actinopteri; Characiformes; Serrasalmidae.
CUCCAGAGCAGGAAGGUUGUCAGGAGGUUUGGAACCAGAAGGAUCUUUCUCAGCUCACCUUCAUAGCUUCGACAUCCCGUUUCAAGGAGCACCAUUCGGUCCAUCAGACCGCAUGUCUGUCCGGAUUCAAGAGUUUAUUGUCAUUGUUUGGCAAACAACGAAAGCGUCUUUGCCUCUAAGGAUGACCUGUCUGACCGACGUGCAGCACUGUCCUCUCAAACUUACAUUUCUGUUUUUCUGGCUGCUGUUGGGGAUCGAGAAGUUGAUGGAGAUGCAACUGUCCUGCCCGUGCAAGCCUGGGGUGAACGAGGCAUUUGUGGCCUUCAUGUUCAUCGUGCCGGCUCUGCUUGUGUUCACCGUAAUGCUGCUUCUUACAAGGCCGUGCAAACACCCUUGCAGGAGGGGGUCAAGCCGAUUUGCUCAGGCUCUCUUGCCUUGCCUGAUUCCACCUACUUUGUGGGUCAUUUUGUUACUUCUGAAUGGUCAGUACGUGGCCUGCGGGUUAACAUACUGGAAAGGAAUCUAUGUCUUGGAUGAGGACAAGCCUCCGUUGUUGUGGUGUGAACCUUCUAGUUCAAGAGAAUCAGUGGAAAAAGCAUUGUACCGACGUUACAUUGGAUGGUCACAGGUCUCAGGCCUUAUUCUAGUGUGUUCCAUCUGCAUCGUGACCGUGGUCACUGUGGGUCAGCGAGACUGUCGCCAAGCUAGAGAGGGAACUACACCUGAGGAGGAGGCUCCAAUUCUUCAUUCCUGAGGCUCUCUGGAGUUUGGAUGAAGAACAUGGUCAUAUUUUACUGAUUUAUAUUUCAGUUCAGAUGUAUUCUCAGCUAAUGUAGUAAAUACAUAAUAAAGAUGAGAUAUUGAGCAUUAAAUAAGGGUUUAGCUUAAAUAUUGAAGCGAGUACCAGUGUUUCCCCUACCAUUUAACUGUUCCAGCCAGAGUUUUCUAGGAUUAAAAUUCUUUGUCAACUGAAAUUGGUUUGGUUUAAUGUGAUAAAGGCAGAACAAAGACGUGAAACAAGUGAGUGCUCCCCCUGCUGGAUGUUUGUAGACCUCAGCAAUCAACUUCCUAGCAUUUGUCAAGCCCUAAUAAUGAAUAGAAAUUAUUAACAUACAACUAAAUAUUUUAUAAACACCAAUAUACAUUUUUUUGGAAAUUGGCCCAGUAUGAA